This is a messenger RNA of Priapulus caudatus, 1461 nucleotides long. RefSeq lists its product as uncharacterized. The record is from RefSeq and is a predicted model, not a curated record. Lineage: Eukaryota; Metazoa; Priapulida; Priapulimorpha; Priapulimorphida; Priapulidae.
AAUCUUAUGAAGGAAUUUGGAGACCAUAUGGAGGAUAAACUGAUUAGGGACCUCUCAGAGGGGAAGACGGGCAAACUGAAUGGGGAUAACUUGGACAUUCGAGUUCGAACAAAUGACAUCCGGAUGAACAACAGGGACAAGGACUAUCAUUUCUUCGCAUCCUCCUUCAUCAUCGACCGAGUUGAUGUCACCACAUACUCCGUGGCGCCCCCUGAAAUUGGCAUGGAUAUCGGCAAGGUUCUGACCUCUGCUGAAGAAAAGGGGACUUACAGGAAUGGCUUGAAGGCUCAUGAUGACUUCACAAAACUUGUGGGAAAGGCGUACUUCCUUGACUACCUGAUGGAUUUCUUCAAGAUGGAGGACAUAGAUGAUGAACCACACCAUUCUGAUAUUCCUAGCAACAUCAAACUCGUCCACAAAGAGAAGAAAGCUGCAGUUGCGUCGUCAGUAAUGGACAAGCUCUUGGAUUCAAUCCUUAACCAGUUCGACAUGCAGGACGGAGAAGACCCGGCCAGCAAGAAAAUGCACAUACAGGUUUUCUACAGAAAUGUCAUGAUUACAGACUUUGUCUCGGCGGUGACGAUGGAUGUUUGUUUCGAUCUUUCAAUCAACGUGCAAGUGUUCACGAUAAAGAUAGCAGAAGGAAAUCUCAAUAUCGGAUGUACUGUAUUACCAAUAUCAGGACUUCCCAUCAUGGUCCGGAGGGUGGCAGACAAAGUUGACCCUGUGGAUGAUCUGUCCAACUAUGUCCUGCAGUACCUCCAAUGGUACUUCAUCAUGAUACACCUGAGUGAUGCCAUACAUGAAGGAGAUGUGAUUCGCACAAAUGUGAUACUCAAGGAGAUGAUUCCAUUCUUCUAUUCACACUCCUAUCUCUCCAAGUACUUUGUGGAAUGUGUCGACUAUAUACUGAAAACCGAGGUUUUGCUGCCUCCUGCCAUUGGCAUGAGAGUGAGAGCUGCAUCCUUUGUGAGCACACAUGGAGGGAAUGGUAACAACAAACCAACAGACCUUCAGAAAGAAAAUGAGGUGAAAAUGAUCAAAGAGCUGAUAAAAGGAUUGGGUUCGAAUAAAACAGAACAGUCAAUCAUUGCAGUUUCAAAGGCUGCUCCAGUAAUGAUGGACAUUUGUGCAAACUUCGACAAGAUGCUUCAAACUCCAAAGCACGGCACUACCCACAAGAAGCGACCAGCAGAUGAAGAUUUACAAACACUUCUUAGAACUCUGAAGACGGUAAACAUUUGGGGUAAUGCCUGUCGCACUCUUCACGCCUUCAAGGGUAUUGCAAGAUCUCCCUUCAAAUUUGAUAAGACAUCGUUUUCCGUCUGUUGUACUGAAGUUGCCAGAACACCAUCAGAAACCUACAGAUGGUUUCUGAUGUCGAUGGAUUGCUUGAUUGGGAUCUACAGUGAUACUUACAGUGUAUAUUUGGGAUCAACAGUGAAACAGCUGUUCAUUUGA